ACGUAUUCAUAAAAGAAAAUGUCGUGACAAUUUAGUCCUGCUAUGCUCGCUGCAUGACUGUGAAAACAAUAAAUUACGAGUGAAAUGACAAUUAUCAUAACUCGUCUGGCAAGGCCACUAAUCAAAUCUACAUCGCAUCACUCAAGGAAAGAUCUCGUAAAAGCCUUGAAUUCGUUCUUUGAAAAAAAAUUCACAUGAGAUAGGUGAAAUGGCAGAGAAACCAACGCCAUCAUCGGAUCAGUCAGCAAUAGCCUCAAACCAAGGUACGGGUGAUUUUCCGAACAGAGGUCUACGGAUUAUUAUUGUACAUGGUGGAUUGUAUAAUCGUUUGCUUAAGGAGAAAGGGCUCAUGGGAAUUUUCAUGAAGGGAAUUGAAGAGGCUGCCAAAAAAGGGUAUCAGUUCUUAGAGGAUGGUGGCACAGCUGUUGACGCAGUCGAGGCGGCAGUUCGUCAUUUGGAGGAAGAUGUGAAUUUCAACGCUGGUCGUGGGUCAUUUUUGAAUAGCAAGAAUAAGGUGGAAUGCGACGCAAUGAUUAUGGAUGGAAAAACACUGGAAGCAGGUGCGGUAAUGGCAGUACGACAUUUUCAGCAUCCUGUAAUGCUCUCCAGAGCAGUUAUGGAAAAAUCGGAGCAUUGCGUCUUGUGUGCAGAUGGAGCCUACGAAUUUGCUCAAUCAAAAGGCUUCGCGUCAAUUUUGGAUGAUCCUGAUGACCUGAUAGUUCUGGAAGGAGAUGAAGAAAAAAAUGAAAUUUCUAUGUUACGUCCAGGCGUGGUAGGUGGCCUUGAUCAAUAUAGCGAUUCUGUAGCAGCAGUUGCAAUCGACAGUAAAGGCAAUUUUGCGUGUGCAAUGUCGACAGGUGGCACACCCAAAAAACUAAAAGGUCGUGUUGGCGAUGUACCUCUAAUUGGUUGUGGAGGUUAUGCCAAUGAUUAUGCUACCGCGGCAGCUUGCGGCCAUGGAGAAUCUAUAAUAAAAAUGACUUUAGCAAAAGAGAUCGUCUACAAUAUUGAAAGAGGACAGAAUGCUCAGGAAGCGGCAAGGAAUGCUGUUGAAAGAAUGAAUUCUGAAGAUCGUGUGACAAAAUUUGCUGGUGUGAUUGCGAUUGAUAAGCAAGGAAACAUGGGUAUCGAAACCAAUGCUACAUUUAUGCCUUGGGUCUCCAUUAGGAAUGGUGAGAUGGACUGGAGCCGGGACGAAUAAAAAGUCUUACAUCCGUGUUGCCGAUUAACGUGGAAAGCAAAAAUGAAUUGCAUUUUAAAAAGUAAUAACGUACACUGAAAGCUUGUAAUCAUUAGACUUUGAAUUGUAAUUUCACUUUUUUUUAGUUUCACUUUCAAUGGUUGAGUAUUUCCAGGUACUGGAGGUGUUCUUCCAGGAAAAUAACAUAAGUUCAUAGUACUUGUAAGUCUCCUGCUGGUUUUGUAAUGACAACAACAUAAUGAUUGCAUUUAGAAUAAUUGUCUCAGUUAAAUCUAUCUUGGUCAUGAAGACAAUCGAUACACUGGUCUUUCUUGCAUGCAGCUGUUGAAAUCGUCUCACGAAAUUUUUCUGAACAACAAAAAUUAAAGAAUUUCUGUUAUGUCUUAUCCAGGCAGUUGACAAUCAAAUCUUAAUAUAACCAUAAAUGAUAGCAACUAGCUAAAUGAAGGGCUGCCUACCACAAUUUUUGAAAUAUUUACACAUGUUUAUGUGGGCAAUUUCACAAUUAUAUAUUAUUGUAAAUUGUUUUGGAACUUAAAAACAAAAUUGUCUUUAUGGCAAUUAGAAUAUUAAAAAAACAUUGGCGUUACAGAUACUGAUACACCUCGUAUGGAGGCCGAUACAAAUAUCGUGCAUGAAAAGUACUGUACCUAGCUGUGAUUAUCGAGAAAAUUAUAUACAGCGUUUUAUACAGACAGAAUUAAAGUGGCAAUUUAGAAAGCAACUUGAAAUUACUAGUCUUGUGAAGUGCUGCUAAGCGCAAUCCAUCAGUAUAUAGUCAACGUACCUAGGCCUUUUAGGGAAUUUUUUUUAAUGAGCAUGUUCACAAUGUGCAUCCGCAAUAGAACUAACAAGCGCAAGGUUGUAUGUAUAUUAGCUCCUGCUUGCUUGGAGGUCGUCAUAUAAGACAUUAUAAAAAGUGCAGAGUUUAGACCAAAAUAUAGUGCACUAUGGCGCUUGUGAGAUAUCUUCGGCAUUAUCAUAACUUUUCUCAAGUCGAAAUGGCCAAUUAUAAGUGAAAUAAAGUCUGACCAAGCGAGAUUUUUCGCAGCUAAAUGUGUUGUGAGACGUGGUUUCCUGCAUGCAUGAUUUAAAUUUCAUUAAUUUUUUGUCUAUAAUUAUACAACUGGUCUAAACUUUUUUUGCGUGAUUUCUAUAACAUUAAAAUAAA
This is a messenger RNA of Dendronephthya gigantea, 2372 nucleotides long. RefSeq names its product isoaspartyl peptidase/L-asparaginase-like. Gene Ontology annotation, molecular function: asparaginase activity. Lineage: Eukaryota; Metazoa; Cnidaria; Anthozoa; Malacalcyonacea; Nephtheidae. The transcript is spliced from 7 exons. The record is from RefSeq and is a predicted model, not a curated record. The coding region runs from base 209 to 1201 and encodes 330 amino acids.